This is a messenger RNA of Aureococcus anophagefferens, 2484 nucleotides long. RefSeq lists its product as hypothetical. The coding region runs from base 1 to 2484 and encodes 827 amino acids. NCBI's taxonomy places the organism in Eukaryota, Pelagophyceae, Pelagomonadales, Pelagomonadaceae. The record is from RefSeq and is a predicted model, not a curated record. The transcript has a single exon.
AUGAUCCUCGACGCGGACGACGACGCCGUCGUCACGCGCCGCGCGAAGCGGCCGCGCGACGACGCCGGCGUCUUCUUCGGCGCCAGCGACGCCUUCGCGAGCGCGGCGCUCGAUCCAGUCUUAACGCGCCUGCGCGCCAGCGCCUGCCGCGUCGAGGACGGCCCCAUGCGAAGCGCGUCCAUCGCGUUGCUCGACGAGACGAGCGACGACGCCGACGGCGUCUACGACGCCAUCCGCGGCGCCUUCGCCGCCGCGAGGGGCACGACGCCGACGACGACGCGCGCGCAGCUCUGCGUCUACGGCACCGACGACCAUUUCUCCACGUGGCACCGCGACGAGGUCGGCGACGAGCUCUACAAGGCCGACGCGCUCGUCAUCUUCCUGAGCGACCCGCGCGACUACGGCGGCGGCGAGUUCGACGUCGGCGACGCGUCCGUGCCCGACCGGCCGCCGCGCGGCUCCUUCUGCGUCUUCGACGCGCGGCGCCAGCUCCACCGCGUGCGCCGCGUGACGCGCGGCGAGCGGCGGACGCUCGUCUGCUGGUCGACGGACGGGUCCGCCGCGCGUGAGCCGCUCGUCGCGCCGCGGCCGCCGUCGACGGCGCCGCCGCCGGCGACGGUGAAGGUCGUCGUCUGGGACCUCGACGACACGCUGUGGCGGGGCACGCUGGGCGACGACGGCGGCGACGAUGGCCGCGGGGGCCGCGCCGUCGAGGCGAACGACGCGCUGGUCCGCGCCAUCGCGACGCUCGUCGACCGCGGCGUCGUGUCGACGGUGUGCUCGCGCGCGGACCGCGGCGCCGCGGACGCGCGGCUCAACGCGCUGGGCCUCCGGGACCUCGUCGUCUUUUGCGACUUCGGCGACGGCCUCAAGGGCGACCGCGUCCGCGCGACGCUCGAGGCCAUGCACCUGUCGUCGCGCCACGCGCUCUUCGUCGACGACGGCCCCGCGAACCGCGCGGACGUCCUGCGCAGAAACCCGGGCAUCGGCGCGCUGAGCCCGGCGGCCGCGGAGGCCGUCCUGGCGACGGCGGCGCGCUGGGGCAAGGCCGACGCGGCGCGGGCGCGCCUCGCGCAGUACAAGGUGCUGGAGCGCAAGGCCGAGGCGCGGAGGGACCGCGGCGGCGACGACGACGCGGCGUUCCUGACGUCGUGCCGUAUCCGCGCGCGCGUCGUCGCCGUCGCGCACGACGACGUCGACGGCGACCGCAUCACGGAGCUACUCCAGCGCGCGAACCGCCUCAAUUUCACGAAGCGGCGCGUCGCGGCGAACUGGUACGUCGCCGACGAGGCCGUCGGCGCCUACGACGCGCACAAGUCCAGCGCCACGGAGAAGCGCUGCUGGAAGGUGUCCUGCGACGACGCCUUCGGUGACUACGGGGUCGUCGGCGUCGUCGCCGCGGACCGGCCCAAGGACGGGAAGGCGUGGCGCCUCGCACACUUUACAUUCUCCUGCCGCGCCGCGGGUAUGCGCGUCGAGAGCGCCGUCGCGUGCUGGCUCUUCGAAACGCUCGGCACCGUGGACGACGGCGGCGUCUUGGACGACAUCCGCGCCGUCGACGCGUCCUGCGUGGACUUGAGCGCUCGUUCCGGCGUUCUCCCGGAGCCCGUCCCGAAGACGAAGCGCGCCUUGCUCCGGGGCUGGUGCGCGACGCUCCAGCUCGCGCCCUGGCUCGAGCGCCGCGGCUACGAGGUGGCGUGCGAGCCCAAGACCUACGCCGCCGUGCGCUUCUCGUCGCUGCGCUGGCUCCGCGCGGCGACGGACGACGGCGCCGUCGCGGCUUUGUCCGACGCGGCGCUCGCCGAGGAGGCCGCCGCGCGGCGCCUCGACGGCGACGACGGCGACGGCGGCGGCGGCGACACGGCCGGGCUCCGGCGCCUGCGCGGCUACGACGUCGUCGUCCAGGACCUCGAGGUCGAUUCGAUCUGGCCCGUUGCGCGCUACCGCGGCAGCGGCCGCCGCGCGUUCCCCCUGGACCUCGCGCACCGCGACGCGGCCUGCGCGCCGGGGCUCGCGGAGGACUGGGCAUUGCUCUGGCGCCGGGCCAACGAGUGCCCGCGCGACGCGCGCGCCGAGGGCCUCGCGGAGUUUCUAUCGGCGAAGGACGUCGUCGCCGACGCGCGAUGGCUCCGGGCGGCGCUGCCGCGCGAGACGACGCUCGUGCUGCUGACGACGCCCGACGCCUGGGAUCCGCUGUACGCGUCGUCGCACUGGGCCGCGGUCCUCGACAAGAUCCCGGUCGACGUGCGGGCGGGGCUGUCGGCGCGCCUCCGGGACGUCGCCGACGCGCUGCGAGAAGCGUUCGCGGACGCGCCGGGCGUCGUUUUGGUCGACCGCACGGCGCACCUGGGGCCGGGCGCCGUCCAGGAGCACACGCACGUGAACCGCGAGGCCCAGGUCGCGACGGCCCUGGCCGUGAUUGGGGGGUUGGAAGGCGGGGAUGCUAUGACGGGCGCGCUCGAAGGCGAGGAGGAUCCUAGUUAA